CUAGUCUUCUGCAGUCACUGGUACGUGGCAAAGAGCUGCAUUGUCAUUCUUGCCUUGCACUGAACUUUAUAAGCUGGUAGUGGUUCUUGUCCUGCAUGCUGCUGUGAGAGGGCAGGGCAAGGGAACAAUUUGAGAAGCCAGCAUGGAGCUACACGUUACAAGAGUCCUUCUGCUUCUGCUUUCCUUGAGUGCGGCGCACGGGGGAGGAUACUAUGGCAAGAAGUCUGACACCAAGGGGCCUCAGUACCAACCAUACAACGUGAAGAGUCAAGCGCUACCAAUGAUGGGAGAACCGGGCCCCCCCGGUGAACCAGGAGAGCGAGGCCCUGCUGGUCAUCCGGGGCCUCCAGGCAAGGCCGGCUAUGGGAUGCCAGGAGUACAAGGCCCUCCUGGGCCACCAGGACCACAGGGAUACUCUGCUGCAGGAAAGCCAGGCUCUCCGGGUACGCCAGGCAAACCUGGCGAACCAGGCUUCCCUGGGGAAAAAGGACAAACCGGAACCCAGGGACAUCAAGGGCCCAGGGGGGUCCCAGGACCUCCUGGGAUUCCUGGACCUGCUGGCCUCUCUUCUCCAGGAAAGCUGGGGCCACAAGGCAUGCCAGGUGCACCAGGCUCACAAGGGAUGCCAGGAAUAAAGGGACAUCAGGGUCCUCCAGGCAUGCAAGGCCCAAAAGGAGAGCAUGGAUAUGGAGCACCAGGGGCUCAAGGAGAGAGAGGUCCUGAAGGGCCAGCAGGCCAAGCUGGGAGGCCAGGGACCCCUGGUGUGGGUAAACCUGGUACACCUGGGUAUCCAGGGGAGCCAGGGAAGCAAGGAACGCCUGGUUUGAAUGGGUCCCCUGGACCCAUGGGCAUGCCAGGUCAAAAGGGCCCUGCUGGGUCACCUGGGCCAAUGAGCAUAGGAAAGCCGGGAGAAAAUGGUGCCCCAGGUAUGCCUGGUCCAACUGGGCCAAAAGGUCCACCUGGACCUGCAGGGGAGAGUGGGAAUCCAGGGCUUCCAGGUUAUGGUAAAUCAGGCCUGCCUGGGCUUAAAGGGGACAGAGGGGCAUCAGGUGUGCCAGGUGUACCUGGUCUUAAAGGAGAACAGGGGUCAGCUGGGCACUCAGGGGAACCAGGGCGCCCUGGGCCAUCAGGUCUACCAGGGCCUCAGGGCCAAAGAGGGUUUUCUGGAGAAACUGGACAGGCAGGACCAAAAGGUGAAGCUGGUCAAAUGGGAGAACCAGGGCCGAUAGGUUUUAAAGGCGCUCAGGGUUCACAAGGCUUUGAAGGGAAACCAGGAUACCCAGGACCACCUGGCCCUGUGGGUUCCAGGGGAAUCCCGGGACCAUCAGGUGUGAAGGGUGACACAGGAACAGCAGGUUCUCCUGGUCUCCCAGGGCAACCAGGCAGCCCAGGGUCUAAAGGCAAUGCAGGCCAACCCGGCGAACCAGGAUCAAGGGGACAAGAUGGAAUACCCGGCUCAAGAGGUCCCAGCGGUCCACCAGGGUCUGCAGGUGCACCUGGCUUAAAGGGGCAUCCUGGUACUCCCGGGCAAGCAGGGCCUGCUGGUAUCACAGCUAAAGGAGUGCCAGGUCCAAUGGGUCCCCCUGGGUUUCCCGGCGCAAGAGGAUCAGAUGGUCGCCCCGGAACUCCUGGUCUUCCAGGACCACCCGGCCCCGCAGGAGAGAUGAUGUAUCAGAAGAGUAUAAAAUCUGCACAAAUGCAAAUGGCUCCCAUAUCUGCUUUCAGUGCCCUGCUUAGCAAGGCCUACCCACAUUCCCAAACUCCCAUUCAGUUUGACAACACCCUAUAUAAUGGACAGCAACACUACAACCCUUCCACUGGAAUCUUCACAUGUCGCAUACCAGGAAUCUACUAUUUUGCAUACCAUGUGCAUGUUAAGGGGUCAAAUGUUUUGGUUGCGCUGUAUAAAAAUGGCUCCCCGGUAAUGUACACCUACGAUGAAUAUAAGAAAAGCUAUCUGGAUCAAGCCUCGGGAAGUGGUGUCCUCUACCUUCAGGAAGGCGACCAGGUGUGGGUUCAGAUUCCGGACGAUGAUUCCACCGGUGUCUAUGCCUCCGAUAACAUUCACUGCUCCUUCAGUGGAUUCCUCAUUGGCUCUACGUGAUACUGAUUUGCUCAACUGGCAGUGCAAUUUUAAUCGACAAACUACAAAUGCCUUGUUUUUGUUCAGACCCUUCUUUCAAAUGCUCCUGACAGUACAUUAGUUUUCUGGUAUAUAAAAUGUUAGUCUACUUUCUAAUUUUCAGUUUUUAUUAAAUACAAAAAAAUAAAAAAAUCAGAAAAGAAAAUUACAAAUGUGGUUAAUAGCAAGAAAACAUAUGGUGCUUUCAUCACUGUGCUCAAACCCCUUCCAAGCAGGUGAUCCUUCUGUCUGUUUGUCUUUAAAAGCAGUGUUAUUAAUAUGAUAUUGAAUAAACAGACGCUUAUUGCUAGAAGUAUUGGUAUUAGUAGUAUAGCAAUGUUGUAUUGGCGUGUCUAUGGAACUGUAACACUUCUCACAGGAACAUGUAUUGAACUCCUGAUAACUUCUAUUGUGUGCCAGAAAAUCUGACUGCCGUGAUCUAUAACCUAUUUUAUACCUGUACAAAACACUGUAAAAUCCCUUUGAGAUGCAUAUGCCUUUUAUAAAUGACCAAAAUAAACAUUUAAGAUCUUCAAA
Molecule: messenger RNA, 2659 nt
Organism: Acipenser ruthenus (sterlet)
Lineage: Eukaryota; Metazoa; Chordata; Actinopteri; Acipenseriformes; Acipenseridae
Product: collagen alpha-1(X) chain-like
Exons: 3
Coding region: 143-2104 (653 amino acids)
Molecular function (GO): protein binding
Source: RefSeq, a predicted model, not a curated record